UGUCUUGCUUCAUGCGUGUCGUUUGCACUGUGUGUCAGCUGGUCUGUGGGUGGAAAUGGGACAUCUGUUUCCACAGAGGGAUCCCUGGUACACAGUGGAAAAUGGACAAAGAACUGGGCCGGAUUCUGUUCCUGGUGCUGCUUCUCUGUCGCAGAGGCAACACACAGUCACAAACCUUGUGUCCGUACCGCUGCCUCUGUUUCACUUCAGUCCAAAUCCUGUGUUCUGAUGAGCGGAUGAUAUCUCUACCCAGGAACAUGUCCAGGCAGGUCAAGGACUUUAUCCUGGUCAAUUCAGCCGUAUCGUACCUGUUCUCCCCCACGUUAGAGGAGAGCCCCCAACUCACAAAGCUUAUCUUCCUAAAUAAUGCACUACGAAGUGUUCACGCUCAGGCGUUUGAGCAUCUGACGGAGCUGCAGGAGCUGGAGAUCAGUGGGAACCCCUGGCUGGCGCACUUAUAUUUGGGGACUUUCUCAAAGCAGGACAACUUGACUAAACUGUUGCUUAACUUCAACGGGUUCAAGACGGUGCUUCCUGGCAUGUUUGAUUCUCUUAAACAGCUCGAAACUCUGCAGAUGAAGGGAAACAUCAUAUCAGAUCUGCCUACAUUCCUUUUCCUGAACCUUCAGAAUCUGCGUGUCCUGGAUUUGUCGCAAAAUAAGCUUGGUCUGGCGAGAUUGGAGAUCCUGAAGAUGAAGAACAACCUCAUCAGCAAUCUGACAUCUAACCUGUUCCACAAUAUUUCUCAGCUGAUUGAGCUGCACUUUGAGGGUAAUAAGAUAUCAGAACUCGCUGACGAUAUCUUCUUUGUGUUAACCAAACUGAAGGUGCUGAACCUCCGUGGAAACCUUCUUACAACGUUCAGCGAUAAAGUGUUUGGAUUCGAGACAACACAUUUGAUGGAGCUGAAUCUAAAAGGGAACAGAUUGACUGAGCUGUCCUCUCUAGGAAGUUUGACGUCUAUAACCGACCUUAUCUUGUCCUCUAACCAUCUCUCCCACCUUCCUGAGGACGUUUUUAUAAAUGUUACAGCCCUGGAGAAUCUUGAUCUGUCUGAAAACCAGCUCACCCGGCUGCCUGAGAUGAUAUUUCAUGAUCUAGCUCGCAUCAAAGCAAUCAAUCUAAACAAGAACAACCUGAGCAAUGUUGAUGGCAAACUGUUUGAGGACCAGCUUCUCCUUCAGCAGCUCUACCUGUCUGACAACCAGCUGGGAACUCUCCCACAGGGUCUUUUCGACCCGUUUGUCAUCCAGCACACAGUGAGACUGCACGGGAACCCCUGGAAGUGUGACUGCCGCAUGUCGUACCUGCACGACUGGGUGCUGACGAACAGCAGAGAUGUAGAGAUGCUCGACAGGGUGGUCUGCGCGAGCCCCGGCUAUUUGGGGAGACGGGCAGUCGUCUCAAUCGACAAGGAGCAGCUGGUGUGUCCGGUGUCGAGAGACGACGUGCCUGAUCUCAGGGGCUGUAGCCUUCAAGCUGUCGGUGACACUGUAAUCAUCAACUGUAAAAUGGAUAAAUGUUCUCCUCUGACAGUGAAGGUGCAGUUUCAGGAGGAUGACGGCAGCAUUAAGGAGCAUAUUUUGAGAAAUGAGCCGAAAUGCCGUAAUGAGACAAUAACCGAGAUCCCUGUUUAGGAGUUUUUAUUCUUCUUCAGACUUUGUUCUCUGUGCAUUCAGCGGUUUUUCAUACAAAGAGUCACAUAUAUGUCACGGUCAAUACUCUAAACAGACAUAUAACUCACCACCUGAUGUGCAUGCUGCUGAAUGAUAAGCGGGGUGGAUGAACCUUUUUCUUGUAAAGUUCAAAGUUCAACCCACUGCUUAUUAAGAUCACUGCUAAAAGGAACUUUGAGUAAUCCUCUGCUGACAUGUUGAAUCUCAGUAGAUGCUUGUGGAUCCAUUGUUUACGUACACUGGCAUUGUCAAACCGAACAUCAUCAGAACAAGUACAGACUAUUUAGGAGUGUUUUAAAACAGCUGCUUUAAGGUCAAUAAAAUGGAUUAUUUGCUUCUAA
Pseudoliparis swirei is the source of this 2017-nucleotide messenger RNA. Its product is annotated as carboxypeptidase N subunit 2. Gene Ontology annotation, cellular component: extracellular matrix. The coding region runs from base 12 to 1637 and encodes 541 amino acids. The record is from RefSeq and is a predicted model, not a curated record. The transcript has 2 exons. NCBI's taxonomy places the organism in Eukaryota, Metazoa, Chordata, Actinopteri, Perciformes, Liparidae. Gene Ontology annotation, molecular function: protein binding.